UGACACAAGGUCAACAAAGGUGCGUAUUUGGCCACAAUCAUAACGAAGGUGUUGAGAGUGUAUGAUCACAUGUAGAUUGUAGACAAGGUUGUUCAUCAAAAACAAACCCAUCAUAUAUGGUUGUGAACUCAUGAAGUCUCCCUUCCUCAAUCUCUUCUCCCACGCAAAUGAGAGAAAUUUAUUCAGAUGCGUGGCCAUUAUUUAUGAUCACGACCGCGCUGGCUGUUAUCUUCCUGCUUGCAAAUUUAGUGCUGACUAAGAAGGCAAGAAAAAGGAUCUGUAAGUUGCCGCCAGGAAGAAGAGGGUGGCCACUUCUGGGUGAUAGCAUCAGCUGGUACAAUGCCGUCGCAAGUUCUCAUCCCCCUCUGUAUGUUGAAGAACAAGUCAAAAGGUUUGGGAAGAUAUUUUCAUGUAGCCUAUUUGGGAAAUGGGCUGUGGUAUCUGCGGACCCAAGCUUUAAUCGGUUUGUGAUGCUGAACGAGGGCAAGCUGUUCCAGUCGAGCUAUCCAAAAUCGUUCAGAGAUUUGGUGGGCAAAAACGGGGUUAUCACUGUGCAAGGAGAGCAGCAGAGAAACCUUCAUGCGAUUGCUUCCAAUAUGAUGCGUUUAGACAAACUCAAGUCCCAUUUCUUAGAGGAUAUUCAAAAGGUUGUUCUUCAGACUCUGAGUCAUAUCCAAGACAAUCGGACCAUACUACUUCAGGAUGUUUGCAGAAAGCUGGCUAUUAAUCUUAUGGUCAAUCAACUUCUGGGAGUAUUGAGCGAAGCGCAAAUCAAUGAGAUGGCUCAACUCUUCUCCGACUUCGUUGAUGGUUGCCUGUCUGUUCCGAUCAACUGGCCAGGUUUUGCUUAUCACACUGCCAUGAAGGCGAGGGAGAAAAUCAUCAGCGAGAUAUUCAUAACAAUAGAAAAGCGCAAGCAAGAGGGAGCAUCAGAAGUUGGUAAUGGGGUGCUUGGAAGACUAUUGAUAGAAGAAAACCUAGCUGAUGAUGCCGUAGCAGACUUCAUCAUAAAUCUCCUCUUUGCUGGAAAUGAAACCACUGCUAAAACUAUGCUUUUUGCAGUGUAUUUCCUCACUCAAUGUCCUCGGGCAUUGACACAGCUUCGAGAUGAGCAAAACAGUGUCAGGCCUAACUCUGGAGAGGAAAUGCUAACCUGGCAAGAUUACAAAGCUAUGUCCUUCACUCAAUGCGUUAUUGAUGAAACGCUGCGGUUGGGAGGAAUUGCAAUUUGGUUAAUGAGGGAGGCAAAACAAGAUAUUACCUAUCAAGAUUUUGUCAUUCCCAAAGGAUGCUUUGUUGUUCCAUUUCUCUCAGCUGUUCACUUGGAUGAAAAUUUGUACAAGGGAGCUUUAUCUUUCGAUCCCUGGAGAUGGAUGGAUCCUAAAAAUGAGGAAAAGAGGAAUUGGAGAAGCAGCCCCUUUUAUUCGCCCUUCGGGGGAGGUGCUCGGUUUUGUCCUGGAGCAGAGUUGGCUCGUCUUCAAAUUGCUCUCUUUCUACACCAUUUUGUUAAUUCAUAUAGGUGGAUUCAACUCAAGCAAGAUCGAAUGUCUUUCUUUCCCUCAGCUCGGUUAGUGAAUGGCUUCCAAAUUCGUCCCAUCAAACGUCAUAAAUCAAAGCAGAAAGAGAAAGGGUAGCUAUUAUGUUAGUUAGUAUUUCAUUUUAUAUACUUGCUUCGCAGUUGUUUCAUGCAAUGAUAUUUUUAAAUGAUGUGCAAAUUUAAUUCCCUUUCAAUUAUAAGGUAUAUUUGUGUAA
Messenger RNA from Theobroma cacao (cacao), 1752 nucleotides. RefSeq names its product Cytochrome P450 superfamily protein. Gene Ontology annotation, biological process: brassinosteroid homeostasis; brassinosteroid biosynthetic process; multicellular organism development. The record is from RefSeq and is a predicted model, not a curated record. Lineage: Eukaryota; Viridiplantae; Streptophyta; Magnoliopsida; Malvales; Malvaceae. Gene Ontology annotation, molecular function: monooxygenase activity; heme binding; oxidoreductase activity, acting on paired donors, with incorporation or reduction of molecular oxygen.